This is a messenger RNA of Python bivittatus (Burmese python), 701 nucleotides long. The record is from RefSeq and is a predicted model, not a curated record. Lineage: Eukaryota; Metazoa; Chordata; Lepidosauria; Squamata; Pythonidae.
CCCACUCUAUCUGCCUUACUAAGCUCUCUUUUAUUAGUCUCAUGCUGUUCUGCUUAUCUAGGUGGCUUCUGCGGAAGAUGCCUUGACUCCCUCUGCUGUGACGCCCUCUGCUGCAGCAGCCUCAUCUCGUCCUUUCAUUCCUGUCACAGAUGACCCUGGAGCAGCCAGUAUAAUAGCAGAGACAAUGACCAAAACCAAAGAAGAUGUGGAAAACCAAAGUAAGGUCUCUGGGCCAGAGCCUCAGUACCUGGAUGAAUUCACCAGUCUCUUGGUACCAGAUGAUACCCGAGUCAUGGUUGACCUAUUGAAGUUGGCUGUAUCAGGACGUGCUGGAGAGAAGGGGAAAGACGUUCUUUCCGCUGUGCUGUCUGGCAUGGGUACUGCUUAUCCUCAGGUGGCUGAUAUGUUGUUGGAACUAUGUGUUACUGAGUUGGAAGAUGUGGCAACUGAUUCACAAAGUGGUCGUCUGUCUUCUCAGCCAGUGGUGGUAGAAAGUAGUCAUCCAUAUACUGAUGAUACUUCUACCAGUGGCACUGUUAAAAUACCAGGUGCUGAAGGUCUUAGAGUAGAAUUUGACCGCCAGUGCUCCACAGAACGACGCCAUGACCCUCUCACUGUCAUGGAUGGAGUUAACCGGAUAGUUUCUGUGAGAUCAGGUAACAUUUUAGAUAAGGAAAGUUUUUCUUUGUGGAUGAAUUUCA